This is a messenger RNA of Polistes canadensis, 3111 nucleotides long. Its product is annotated as glutamyl aminopeptidase-like. The record is from RefSeq and is a predicted model, not a curated record. The transcript has 16 exons. Gene Ontology annotation, biological process: proteolysis; peptide catabolic process. Bases 16 to 2880 code for a protein of 954 amino acids. Lineage: Eukaryota; Metazoa; Arthropoda; Insecta; Hymenoptera; Vespidae. Gene Ontology annotation, cellular component: cytoplasm. Gene Ontology annotation, molecular function: zinc ion binding; peptide binding; metalloaminopeptidase activity.
ACUAGUAUAUGUUCAAUGAGUGGCGUUGCAAGUCGUAGAGGCGCAGUAACAUCGUUGCAACACCGUGGUGACAGGGGUGCUGCUUUUCUCUGCUUUACUUGUGCCAUUUGUUUUAUUCUAAGCGUGACCUGUACUUUUCUCGGCACUAUCGUCGUUUUUCUCGAUCAUAACGUAGAGGCUGCCAGCUAUCAUAACGUUCCAAUUGCCAAUAUGAGUCAAGAUGAUUACGAUUUUAGACUACCGAAGGAAGUUAAACCAAUCCAUUAUGAUAUUUAUUUAUACCCCGAUCUUACCAAUGGUACUUUCGUGGGUAAAGUUACGAUCCUUAUAGAUGUCCUGGACAAAAGGGGUCAAAUAGCUCUUCAUCAAAAAGAUCUCAAUGUUACUCAUAUAGAAUUGAAAACUUACGAUCGCGAAGAGAAUUAUGAAAUCGAACUAUUACCUUCAUUUACAGUCGGAAAAUACGAGAUGCUCGUUAUUCCAAUAAAAAACGAAAUUAAUUCGGGACUUUAUAAUCUAUCUAUCGAAUUUAAUGGAGCUCUACAGCCGGACAAAAUCGUUGGUUUCUAUUCAAGCAAAUAUAAGGACGAGAAGAAUAGAACGAGGCACAUAGCUACUUCCAAAUUUGAACCAACUUAUGCGAGAAGAGCGUUUCCUUGUUUCGACGAGCCUUCGUUCAAAGCUGAAUUUUCAGUUAAAUUAGUUCGUCCUACCGACGAUUGUUAUAAUGCACUUUCCAAUAUGGAUGUUAAGGAUACUCUUGUUAAUCAACCAAGUCCUGGACUCACCACAGUUGUUUUUACUAAAAGCGUACCCAUGUCGACUUAUUUAAGCUGCUUCAUAAUCAGCGAUUUCGUAGCUGUUACAAAAAAAGCUACGGGUUUCGGUGGACGUGAAUUUCCCGUUAGCGUAUACACUACCAGAGCUCAAAAGGAAAAAGGAUUGUUUGCUCUUGAUAUUGGUGUUGAUAUAAUAGAUUAUUAUAUCAAUUUAUUCCGUAUAGAUUAUCCCUUGCCUAAGCUUGAUAUGAUUGCGAUACCAGAUUUUGUUUCUGGUGCGAUGGAAAAUUGGGGUAUCGUAACGUACAGAGAAGCUAGAUUACUUUACGAUAAUCAAACAAGUUCUACUCGAGAUAUGCACGACAUCGUCACUGUAAUUAGCCAUGAAUUGGCACAUAUGUGGUUUGGUAAUCUAGUUACAAUGAAGUGGUGGAACGAUUUAUGGUUAAACGAAGGUUUUGCCUCGUUCAUGCAAUACAAAAGUGCAAAUGCUAUUCUUCCCGAUUGGGGACUGAUGGAAGAAUUUCUCCUCGACCAAAUACAUUUGGUCUUCAUUACAGAUGCCAAAUUGAGUACACAUCCGAUCAUUCAAACUGUUAACAAUCCUGACGAGAUCACAUCAAUUUUCGAUGAUAUUUCUUAUAGAAAGGGAUCAUCCGUAAUACGUAUGAUGGAAAAUUUUAUUGGUGCCGAUAAAUUUUAUGACGGUAUUAGAAUUUAUCUGAAUACGUUCACCUAUCAUAACGCGGAAACGGCUGAUCUUUGGAAAAUUUUACAAGAUCAAGUUGGAACAGAAAUAAACGUGACGAAAAUUAUGGAUACCUGGACUAGACAAAAUGGUUUUCCUGUUGUUAAUGUUCACAAGACUGAAAACAAAUAUAUCUUAACGCAAAAACGUUUCUUGGCCGAUCCAGAUGCUAAGCUAGAUCCAUCGGAAUCGGAUUACGGCUAUAAAUGGAUAAUACCUAUUACUUAUAUUACUAAUAAAUCAUCUAAACCAACUUUAGUCUGGUUCGAUAAUAAUGCAACUGAUCUGGUAAUCGAGUUAAAAGAACCUGUCGAAUGGAUUAAAUUUAAUAAAGAUCAAAUAGGUUAUUAUCGUGUUAAUUAUGACACAACGGAAUGGGAAAAUUUAAUUUAUCUUCUCAAAUACUAUCACAAGAGAUUAUCUGUAUCAGAUAGAGCUCAUCUCUUGGAAGAAGUAUUUAGUUUAGCCUCUGCGGGUGAACUUGAUUAUGGCAUUGCUAUGAAUAUGACUACAUAUCUUCCACGAGAAAAUCAUGUUAUUCCUUGGACGGUGGCAUCAAAAAAUUUAUUGGCCAUAGAUCAAUUUUUAUCGUCAACCAAUUUAUCUACUGUUUUUAAGUCCUAUGUGAGAAAUUUAGUUGAUAGCGUUUAUCACGAUGUAACGUGGCGUGUAGAUAGCACAGAAGAUCACGUUAUGCUGAGACUUCGUUCGAUAGUGUUAGACCUGGCUUGUUCCGUAGGCCAUAUAGAAUGUUUAGAAGAAGCAUCUGAAAUAUUUAAAAAGUGGAUAAACGAUCCAAGAGAUGUUCGUCCACAUCCAGAUAUUCGAGGAUUGAUUUAUUAUUAUGGCCUAAAUUAUGCUGGUACCGAAGCUGAAUGGAAUAUUAUGUUCGACAAAUUUGUCGAGGAAACAGAUUCGGCCGAAAAACUUAAAUUGAUGCGCGGAUUAACGGGAAUACGGGAAAGUUGGCUUUUGAGCAAAUUUAUUAAUAUAGCGAAGAAUGAAAAUUACGUUCGUGCACAAGAUUUCUUUUCUUGUUUAACGGCAAUUUCGAAUAAUCCUAUUGGUACAUCUCUCGUUUGGGAUUGGGUCAGAGGAAAUUGGGAAUUUUUAGUUCAAAGAUACACUUUGAACGAUCGAUACCUUGGACAACUUAUACCUGGAAUAACUAAAACUUUUGCUACCGAAACGAAGUUGAAUGAGAUGAAAGCAUUUUUCGAAAAAUAUCCUGAAGCUGGUGCUGGUGUAUCGAGCCGAGCUAAAGCAUUGGAAACAGUACAGAAUAAUAUCAAAUGGUUGAAAACAAAUACAGACAAGCUCGAAAACUGGUUGAAUUCACAUUCCAACAAUUAAUAUGACUGAUCAAAAUAUAAUAUUGCUAGAAUAUAAAAUGAUAUUACCAAUGUAUUCCUAUGUGAAAAAUAAUUUUUAUCGAUGAAAGAAACUUAUGAGAAUGUUUAUAAAUAUCCGACUGUUUGUAUAUUAAUUAAAUCGAUAAAUCAGCAUUUAUAAAGAAAUAUAUAGGAACAGUAAGUUGACAAAAAAAAAAAAAAAUAAAGAUUUUUACUUCGUAUAGAAAAAAAA